Funneliformis mosseae is the source of this 354-nucleotide messenger RNA. Lineage: Eukaryota; Fungi; Glomeromycota; Glomeromycetes; Glomerales; Glomeraceae. The record is from the annotation of a GenBank genome assembly.
AUGAACUACACUAUCAUGUGUUUGAAAGAUAAUAGCUUAGAUCUCUCUUAUUAUGUUUCAACAUCAGAAAUGUUUAAUGAUUCUCUUUAUAAGAGUAGCGGAGCAGAACUCAAAUUUAUAAUAAAUAUGGAUGAAUAUCUAAUGGUAGAAAAUAGCAUUCAUGAUAGCAUGACAAUACAAGCUAAAGUCCUGGAUUAUGUAGAUCUAGAGGAAGUACCAGAUAUCCAAAGCAUUGCACCUGAUGCAGAUAUAAGUUAUAUACUUGAAGUUGAUCUAGAAAUUCCAAUAUACUUGUACAAUUACUUUGUAGAUUAUCUAUUAAUUCCAGAAAAGCAGAUAGUUUCAGAAGAUUGA